AUGCUCCUGUUGAUACUGGUGUUAAAUUUGCUUCUGUGUGAGAAUGUUGCCCCUUUGCCUGUGAAUGCCCCUGGAGCUGGACAAGGUGAAGUCUACCUCCAGGACUUGUUUGAUCAUGCCCUCAUGCUGUCUUAUAACAUCAGUGAACUCAAUAGGGAAAUGCGCAAGAUGUUUAUGUUGGACUUGUACAAGAAUGAGAAGACUAUGUCCAAGAUGUUGGAUAGCUGCCACACUGUCCCCGUCAACAUCCCACAAACAAUAAAGGAAGCCCGAAAGUUAUCACUUGAAGACUUUCUGAAAAUAACACUGAAUCUAAUGGGAACCUGGAAUGACCCUUUACACUACCAAGUGGCCAAACUCACUGGUAUGCCAGGAGCCAAUGAUGCUAUCCUGUCCACAGCAAAAGAUAUUGCGGCCCAAAACAAACAGCUUCUAGAACUCAUCAAAUGGAUACUCAACACGGUUCAUCCGGGAAUUAAAAAUGAAGACUAUGCUGAGUGGUCAGAUCUGGAAUCUUUGAAGGCAUCUGAUGAAAAGACUUGCCUCUCUGCUUUAUUUAAAUUGUCCUUCUGCUUGGGGGCUGACACAAAGAAGGUUGACCUUAAUCUCAAAUACCUGAUAUGUUCCUUUAUUGGUGGCAAUACCUGCUCGUCCUCAAGGUUGAAAAAUGAUUUCUAUGACCCAGUCUUUUGA
This is a messenger RNA of Peromyscus maniculatus bairdii (prairie deer mouse), 693 nucleotides long. NCBI's taxonomy places the organism in Eukaryota, Metazoa, Chordata, Mammalia, Rodentia, Cricetidae. The record is from RefSeq and is a predicted model, not a curated record.